GAGCUCAGAGUGACGUCAGUGAUGUAAACAAACAGAGGCAGCGCGGCCAUUACAGUCAGUGUUGACGCGCUGUGUUGAUUGUGGGAUAAAUUCGCUAAAUUCAGCAAACAUGACGAUCAGUAACCAGGUGAUCCUGAGCAGCGACGUGGACUCUGACGCCGACCCGUUCGCCGAGUACAUGUGGAUGGAGAACGAGGAGGAGUUUGACAGACAGGUGGAGGAGGAGCUGUGGGAGGAGGAGUUUAUCGAACACUGUUUCCAGGAGAUGUUGGAGGAGGAGGAGCAGUGGGAGUGGUUUAUCCCGUCCAGGGACCUCCCCCUGCAGGGGCAGGUGGCUCAGCUGGACUCUGACGUGGUGGUGAACAGCAGCCUCAAUCCCAACGCCAAGGAGUUCACCCCGGGCAUCAAGAAACAUGUCAUGUGACCUGUCAUGCCCCACCCCCCCCAACCCGUACUGUGACAUCAUCUACAAGAUGUCUGCCGUAUUCUCCUCGUCUGAUUAGCCUGAUGUGUCGCCACAGUCUGAGCUUUGCACGUGAUCGACUUUAGAGUGAUGUCACUGUUACUGAGCACCUGUGUGUGUGUGUGUGCGUGUGUGUGCGUGUGUGUGUGUGUGUGCGUGCGCUCUGAUGUUUCAUCUUUUAUUUUGCACUUUGGUAGAAACAGUCUUUUAUUCUCUCAGCACUUUUUAACUUGUUUAGAUCCACGUCUGAGGUUUUUCUGCCCCUUCUGGUCUCUGCUGGACCCUGCAGGUCUCUGGUAGACCCUGCAGGUCUGUGUUGGACCCUGUCUGGUCCUCAGAUCAGUUUUAUGGUUCUCUGUGGCCUCAUUCACUGAUGUUUAUGUUUUGUACAAAAA
Messenger RNA from Solea senegalensis (Senegalese sole), 858 nucleotides. Its product is annotated as polyadenylate-binding protein-interacting protein 2-like. The transcript has 4 exons. The record is from RefSeq and is a predicted model, not a curated record. Gene Ontology annotation, biological process: negative regulation of translational initiation. Bases 110 to 424 code for a protein of 104 amino acids. Lineage: Eukaryota; Metazoa; Chordata; Actinopteri; Pleuronectiformes; Soleidae. Gene Ontology annotation, molecular function: mRNA regulatory element binding translation repressor activity. Gene Ontology annotation, cellular component: cytoplasm.